Solanum lycopersicum (tomato) is the source of this 588-nucleotide messenger RNA. NCBI's taxonomy places the organism in Eukaryota, Viridiplantae, Streptophyta, Magnoliopsida, Solanales, Solanaceae. The record is from RefSeq and is a predicted model, not a curated record.
AUGUCUAUGUCUACCUACGUUAUCCCUUUAAAGUCUACGUAUAGGGUCGAGGAUUAUGCGAGAGUCUACAUUGAUAAGAUUUUCAGGUGGAAUGGGAUUCCAUUUUCUAUCAUUUCAGAUAGAGGAGCUCAGUUCACUUCGCAUAUUUUAAGAUCCUUCAGGAAGAGCUUAGGCACGCAGGUAAAGCUCAGUGCUGCUUUCCAUCCUCAGAAAGAUGGGAAGACAGAGCGCACCAUUAAGACAUUGGAGGACAUGUUGAGGGCUUGUGUGUUUGUCUUCAGAGGUAGUUGGGAUGACUAUCUGCCGAAGGGGAAGUUUAGUCCGAGGUACGUUGGGCCAUACGAGAUUAUACAGCGUGUGGGUGAGGUUGCCUAUGAAUUGGCAUUUCUUGUGGCACCAGAUUCUGUUCAUCUAGUCUUUCAUGUCGCUAUGUUAAAAAAGUUCCUUGGUGAUCCAACAUCGAUUGUGACUGUUGAAGGUUCGGGGGUUCAUGAAGACUUGUCCUAUGAGAAGGUUCCUAUUGAAAUAUUAGACCGGCAGGUGAAGCGGCUGAGAAACAAGGAGGUUCUCACAGUGAAGUUAUUGUGA